AUGUCUCAAUCAGAUUCAACGAUAGUGCAAAUAGAUAAUGGCGAAUUGGUUUAUUAUACAGAAUUAGAAAAACAUAUUAAUUCCUUAAGUGAAAAAUUUCAAGCAAAAAGUGUUAUCAAACAGAGUGUUUAUGAUGAUAUCGUUAAAUUUUUACUAUUAUCCAAGGACAAACCAUUAAGCUUGUUUUCUUCAAAAUUUAUUUUUUGGGUAAAAAAAUAUUUCAUUGUAAUUAAAAUUGCUGGUAUUGAUAUUGCUUGUUAUAUAAAAUCCAAAAAACCCAUUUGUAUUUAUGAAAGUUAUUAUAAUGUUAUACGUGAAGCACAUACUACUAUUUCUCAUGGAGGUCGUGAUAAAACAAUACAUGAACUUAAUUCUCAUUAUUCAUGGAUUCCACGAUUUGCUGUUGAAAUAUUUUUAAAACAACGUAUUUCGUGUCAAACACGAAAACCAAUUAAACAACAUGUAAUUACUAAACCUAUUAUUUCACUCGGAGUAAUGACAAGCAAAUUUACUUGGGCAUAUCCAUUAAAAAACAAAAGUGCUGUCGAUGUAACAUUAAAAUUACGUGAAUUAUUUUUUGUUUUUGGGCCACCAAGAAUAUUGCAUAGUGACAAUGGACGUGAAUUCGUCGCAAGUGUAAUAUAUGAAUUAAAGGAAUUAUUUCCAGAUAUGAUUUUUAUUAGAGGCAGACCAAGACAUCCGCAAACCCAAGGCUGCAUUGAAAGAGCAAAUGGAGUUUUAUGCGAUGCUCUUGGUAAAUGGAUGAGUAUAAACAAUUCUUCACAUUGGUCAGAUGGUUUAUUACCCGUAGUUUAUGGCAUUAAUACAAGAUUAUCGGUUGUCACUAAAACAACACCAUAUCAAGUUAUGUUCGGCCAAGCACCUCGUUCUGAUUCAGAUUUUUGGAAAAUUGCUGAAGAAAACAGAGUUAUUGAUGAAGAAGAUUUACCUACACCAGUUACUGAUUUAAAUGAUGAUAAUAUCAUGAAUGAUAAAAAUAAUGAUUUCAAUGAUUGUCCUGAGAAUAUUGAUGAAGAUAUUAUUCAAUUUGUUCAACAAUUAUCUGAUGACGCUGGUGCAAGUUCAUUAGUUGAUAUUUAA
Messenger RNA from Rotaria sordida, 1101 nucleotides. NCBI's taxonomy places the organism in Eukaryota, Metazoa, Rotifera, Eurotatoria, Philodinida, Philodinidae. The record is from the annotation of a GenBank genome assembly.